AUGCGUUCAUCAAGACAUGCACCACCGAACUCCGGUUUGCAAUUUCGAACAUCUGUGGAUGCGAAUCGAUUUCUUGGCAGCAGUCAGCAAAAGAGUAACGCAAACGACUGGCUCCAGAGAAAGUCAAACGCUGACACGAAUCAGCUUCAUGGUAAGAAUCAGCUUCUGGUCAGCAUCUACACAUGGUAUCUCAUCGCUCUACCGUUUCCUCGUCAACCCUUCCGCAUGAAAGAAAGCCUCCCAGUGCGAAUUGUGCGCUGGCUGUUGAACAAGUCCCCAUUUCUGCAUCUCAAGCCUCACAUCCAUGUUGAUCGGUCGACUAGAGAUCUGGAUGUUUCGUUCAGUGGGAGUGCUAAGAUCAAGAUCACGGUGAGACGCCACGUACAAUCUUCGAGUGUCUGCUUCCCACAAGAUGUUUCGCAGGGCGCAAUCGUAGGGGUCGAAGCCCAGGCUCCAGACAUGUCUGGUUCGAUGAGGAUGCGUGUCGCACCGGAUCGCAGGCGUGAAAGCGUCUCGGAUCUCCUCCCUCUGUGCGUCUUCCAUACUCCAGAACUUGAGAUCCAUCAGAUGCUGGCCCGGCAUGAGAGUCAUGACGAUGUAGGCGAUGUAGCCUCCCGGCAUAGGUCCACGUCCAUCCUGCACGACGGUCUUCCAUGCAAUGAGAUGCGGGAGGCCUGGCGACUUGGUAUCGGCGAACGUUUGCAAAGCCUUGAGCUCGUCUUUGGUAUGCUCGCCGGGGCCCGGGAUGGGCGUCGUCAGGCCGCCUGCCAGGACGGAUGGAGCUCUGGGCGGGGUGGAUCAUACUGUAUGGCGACACAUCACGAAGAGCGCAUCGGUGCCAGCCUCAUUCGACGCAUCAGGCUGUAUCCGCCGGCAUAUUCUGUUAUCGGCCGCACGCGCUCAAAGGCGGCGCCAAGCUCGGGAAAGUCCACAAUGCGCUCCAACAGCCUGUCCGCAUCGUCAAGGGUCAGGCCGUGGUUCAUCUUGGUCGGGCUGGAUGGUAUUCAUGUUGCGGCGAUGGAGUUCGUGGGUGGAGUUCUUUGCGGUGACGUCGCAGGCUCGGAUGAGUGGAGGAGUGGAGGGAUUUCGAACGACGGCUAUUCUAGACCUGGCGGCAAAGUCUUCGAUCGUUAUACAUCUCGCAAUGAAGCAUUCGAUCAAUUCCCUUCCAUUCUAGCGCCUGCGCUUUCGAUUACUCAUAAGCUGUUAUACUGAUACAUAACAAUAACGUCCAUCUAUAUCUAUACUCUUGGGUAUCCUGUUCUUCGAUUUCGGGAAAUGAUUACCAUGUAUACGGCGUAAUGCCAGUCGGUCGUGCAGUCGAGCUUAAGCCAGACGGGAUUGGCUUGGGAUGCGGCCAGCUGCCAGUUGGGUAUGGGUAGCCUCCAGUCGGGUAAGCGCCGGUUGGAUGAGGCUUGCCACUGCUUGGCUUUGGGUUUGGGUUUGGGUAUGGUGGUGGGAGUGGGUGCUUGGUGGUGGGAGAAGCAGUUGGUGCUGGGUAUGUGAGUGUCAAAGUCGUAGUGUAGCCGUAGGCGAGUGUGACGGUGACGGUCUCGGUGUGCUGUGGCUGACUUGGGUAUUGAGGAGCUGGCGAUGGGGCGGUGAUGUACUUUGUCACUGUGACUUGCGGUGGGCAGACUGGUGCUGCUGGGUAGGAGUGAUGCGGCGGCUGCGCUGGUGGGGAAGGCUGGAUUGGGUUGACGGGAGGGGUGGGGACUGUAACGAGAGUUGAAGUCGCCAGGUAGGUAGUGGUGAUGUAUUUGGUCGACAAAGAUGUGCUCCACCAGGUCUGGUCGUGCGAGGUGACUUGGGUACUGCAAGGCACGAGCUUCGUGAUCGUCUUGGUGACGGGUACGGUGAUUGUCGUUGUGAGGUGUAUCGUGGGCGUGGCCGAGGCGGACUUGGUCGUGGUUGCUGGGGGCGGGAGAGCAUAUCCGCUGCCUGUUGGAUAUGGCGGCUUCGGGUGAUCGCCAGUGCCAUGAGGAGGCUUUGGCCAGCCCCCAGUCGGGUAGGGAUGUGGGUGAGGCUCUGGAUGUCCGCCUGUGGGAUAAGGAUGAAGGAUGCUUUUGGAGGUAGAGCUGGUGGUUUGCGAGCCCGACCGAGAAGUGGAGCAGCUGGUUGUACUCGGUGCUGGAAGACUGCUGCUGCUGCUGCUGCUCGAUGGCCAUGUUCCGUUUGAUCCGUAGUAGCCUGGCAUGGCAGAUGCUGCGCCAAGAAGCGCGAGAAAAGCGAAAGUGGAAUACAUUGUGCCGUGUUUCUCAAGCGAUUUGGAAGAGCGUAAGAAAAGCGAAAGUAUUGCUGUAGCGUAGAUGUUUGACGAGCGAGGGAAUCGUUAGGACAAGCGAAUGUGAUAGCGACCCAGACACAAGGAAACAAGGAAAUAGGGAAAUAGGAGACUGGGAGAAGGUGUU
This is a messenger RNA of Pseudocercospora fijiensis CIRAD86, 2411 nucleotides long. RefSeq lists its product as uncharacterized. The transcript is spliced from 8 exons. The record is from RefSeq and is a predicted model, not a curated record. Bases 1 to 1215 code for a protein of 404 amino acids. NCBI's taxonomy places the organism in Eukaryota, Fungi, Ascomycota, Dothideomycetes, Mycosphaerellales, Mycosphaerellaceae.